Messenger RNA from Drosophila takahashii, 1179 nucleotides. RefSeq names its product Tetraspan membrane protein in hair cell stereocilia (gene Tmhs). NCBI's taxonomy places the organism in Eukaryota, Metazoa, Arthropoda, Insecta, Diptera, Drosophilidae. The record is from RefSeq and is a predicted model, not a curated record. Gene Ontology annotation, biological process: sensory perception of sound. Gene Ontology annotation, cellular component: plasma membrane.
AAAAAUGGGAACGAAGAUCGAGUACGUGGACACCACGCAUCUGUACGCCUCCAAGUACAUCCGCAAUUCCAAGGCGAUCGGCGUGCUGUGGGCCAUCUUCACCAUCUGCUAUGCGAUUAUUGGCAUCGUGGCAUUCGUGACGCCAGAGUGGAUUGGAGAUCCGGAUAACGAUGGAGCAGGUCGUUUGGGUCUUUGGCAGCAGUGCCAGCGGGACGAGAUCUUCGACAACUGCCGAAGAAGGUGGGAGAGCAUCUUCGAAGUGCCCACAUUCUCAUUUCAGUUGGCCACAUUCUUCAUGCUGGGCGCCAUCGCUCUGGCCUUGUUGACCAUAUUUUUCUUGGUUUGCUUGCUGUUUAUGAAGUCGACGCGUGUUUUCCACCUUUGCGGUUGGAUGCAAAUUAUAUCAGCUCUUUGUAUGAUUGUGGCCUGUGCUGCUUUUCCCUUUGGCUGGAACUCGGAUGAUUUCCGUAAGAUCUGUGGCCCGGAAGCGAAUCGCUUUGAGUUGGGUCUCUGCGGUAUUCGAUGGGCUUAUCCGCUGGCCAUAAUCGGUUGCAUAGAUGGUGUGGUCUUGGCCACCUUGGCGUUUAUCUUGGCCACGAGGCACGUGCGCCUGCAGCCAGACCCGAUUUAUCAGAACUCGCUUUACAAAGGUGAAAUCAACAAUGCAUAUCUCACAGAUGCCAUUAGUUUGGCGGGUUCGAGGAAAUCGAAUCCUCGGAUUACUGGCCUGAAUUUGCAACCCAUUUUGCUGGUGGCUCCCCCAAAUGAAGAUAGUAUAUCGCAAUUUUCUCGUUAUCACUGAGGAAAAACCUUCAAACAGCCAAGACAGCAACCAAUCAAGCUUAGUUCGUGCAACAACCAGGGGUGAAACUCGGCUUAAAGUUUUUCCUAAAGUUUUCGGAGUUAUAAUUUAAACGAUUUUAAGCUGGAAUUAUGAAGAAAUGUGUGUGUUUUUUUGUGAGUGCAAGUCAGAGAAGAGUGAAUGAUUUUGUAUAUGCCACUUUGCCCGACUGAAUGCCAACUUGUAGUUGUAAGCUUGGAUUUUAAAAACUUUAAUUUAAUAACAUUUCGUGUGAAUAGCUUGUGCCUAAAUGUAUGAUUCGAUUAAGUUAAAAAAUAAUAAAAGGGCUACUCUAAAGCUCUGCCUGUAAAUUAUAUACCCAUAAACAAUAAACAUGU